Messenger RNA from Chionomys nivalis (European snow vole), 923 nucleotides. It is a transcript of the gene Dppa3, whose product is annotated as developmental pluripotency associated 3. NCBI's taxonomy places the organism in Eukaryota, Metazoa, Chordata, Mammalia, Rodentia, Cricetidae. Gene Ontology annotation, biological process: epigenetic programing of female pronucleus. The record is from RefSeq and is a predicted model, not a curated record. The transcript has 4 exons. Gene Ontology annotation, cellular component: nucleus. The coding region runs from base 71 to 598 and encodes 175 amino acids.
UGGGUCUCAGUCUUCUCCAAAACUAACCAGUUUUAUUUGGAGCUAACUUUCAAGGCUUCUGCUCCUCGCCAUGGAGAAGCCAUCAGAGGACCCAUCAGAGGAGUUCGACCCAUCAGAGGAGGUGGUGUUUGACCCACUCGCGGACUCGGAAUCUUCUCAGACGGAUGAACAAGACUCCUCGGAUGAUUCGGGAAUCUCCCAGCCAGAAAACUUAGUAAAGGAUAUGAGGAAGCUGACCAUCGACCCCAGUGCCAAGAAGCUUCCUGCUUCCCUGGCAGGACUUAAACUUCAGCGCAGCCGCCGCAGCCGCAUCCGCAUCCUCCACCGCGCAAUGAAGAUGAGAAAUGUCGAGAACAAAAGUGAGAAGAUCUUGAGGGAGGUCCAAAGUGCCUUUCCCAAAAGAAGAGUCCGCACACUACUGUCUGUGCAGAACAAUCCUGUUGCGAAGAUGAAGCGAUUUAUGCGGAUUGAAAAGAAACUAAAAAGCUGCAGUGAUGGAAAUGUGUUUAACAAAGCGCAACCAUUCAAAUGCAUCUGCACUUUCUGCCUGUACGAAGGCUGGGACCCUUCUGAGAAUGCAAAAAUUGGAAAAAAAUAGGACCGUCAAUUCAGGCCUAAGUCGUGUGCUGCCCUUACAGCUGAUAAGACCAUGCAGUCAAUGUAAAAGGGUUUGUUGUUUUUAAGAUUAAACUGCAAUAGUGAGUUCUGUGAUAGUUUCAUUCUUUUUCCUGGUGCUGGGUAACCUUUCCACACUUGUUACCAUUACACGAUAUAUAGAAUGGAAGUUUAAAUGCAUGUGAAUGAAUUUCAUUUGACCUAAAGAAUCAAGAGAGAGAGUCUCUGCUUAACUCAAGUCUGGGGUUAAGUUCAAUUACUUGAAAGAAUGUCAAUAGAAUGUGGGGGUGUUGUGGUUUAGAAGGUAA